UUAGGUCAGACUGGGGGUCAAGUGAUAUCUGCUGCUGGAUUAACUUUUCGCCAGUCUGUCACCAAUUGAGUGGAGGAAAACAUGCGGUUUUUCCGCCUUGUUGCAUUUUUCUCGUCCUUGGGGCUCCUGAUGGUCUCAGGAUCCUCAACCCCAAAGUGUCCUGAUUCGUGCACCUGUCCCGAGCACCCUGAGGAUCUCUUCGUGAUCGACUGCCCCGGACUGAGCGCCUUGGUUCUUCCCAACAACACCCUGCAAGUGGACUGCCUGCAGGACUUUGACCCUGACAAAUUUCCGGGAAAGUUUCCCUCCGCCCCUGAGGUGUCCCUGACCAACUGCCCGCCAGACGCGUUUUCCUCCGACCUGACCAAGAGCCUGUUCCUGCGAAACCUAUCCAAGCCAACCUCCAGGGUUAGGCUGGGCAGCUGGCCGAGUUUGCAAAAGCUGGACGUGUCGCACAAUGAGCUCGAGUUCCUCUCCUCCAGGUUUUUGGAAGGGAUGAACGGCGUUGUACAGCUCGACCUUUCCAGAUGCCGCCUCCUCUUCAUCUACCCCUCUGUCUUUAAAGAUUUUUCGCUUCUGCAGGAGCUGUACUUGGAAGACAACAAGCUGACCGAAAUCGAAGAUAACCAAUUUGGAGAGUUGUCCAGUUUGUGGCUGCUGCAUCUGUGGGGCAACCGCCUGUCCCGCUUGGAAAACAACUCGUUCUCCGGGCUGACAGAGCUGCGGCAGCUCGACCUGUCGCACAACCGGCUCUCCACCAUAAACCCGGUCAUCCUGGCCCCUCUAAAAAAAUUGCAGCACCUGGACCUGUCGCACAACAGGUUCCAGUCGCUGCCAGGCAACCUGCUGAGGCACAGCUCCAAGCUGCAGGUCUUCAAAUUCGAGCACAACCUGAAACAGAGUGUCCGCAAUCCUGACGCCGAGUGGCUGCAGACGAUUGAGAUUCCUCAGGGCUUCCUGUCGGACCUGCCCGACCUGAGACGCGCCUCCUUCGCCGAAUCCGCGGUGGCCGUUGUGCCCAGGUUCCUCCUUCGAGGCUCGGCCAGCCUGACGCACCUGAACCUUAAAGGCAACCGCCUGACGACCAUACCUAAAUUCUUCCUGCUCGACGCCGUGCAGCUCAGGUGGAUGGACCUCAGCCAUAACCAGCUGUCCAGCGUGACUGGCGACCUGCUCUCAGGACUGUCCACCAGCCUGCUCUACCUGAACGUCAGCAACAACCGGCUGAGCUCUCUGCCACCGGGAGCUGUCUACGAAAGUGUCCACGUCCUGGACAUGAGACACAACGAGCUGGAGACCCUGUCUAAUGACGUCACUCAGCAGCUCAGGAAGAAUGUCGAUUUGAGGGAGUUGUUCUUUGUGCAGGGCAAUCCUUGGAAUUGCAAAGAUAGAAAUACGGAAGAGUUAUUCAAAAUUGUUGUCCAGAUUUUGGACAAGGGAGUCGCGUCAGACUUUGAAAGUGGCUGUUAAUGCGACAAAUAAUAACACUGGAGUAUGAUUAUUUAUUGAAUUAUGAUUGUAUAGAAUAUUUUAAAUUAAAAGAGAAUGGAAAUCAUUUUGAAAUCUACUCGAUUGGACUCCAAACUCUCAGAUUAAUUUAAAACCAUAUUUCCAAAAGCUAUUUUUUAGUUUUUAGUACUUGAAAAAAAAUUGUAAAUGUCCUUACAGAUUAAGUUGGAUGAGAAAAUAAAUUCAUGUGAUUCAAAUUUUGA
This is a messenger RNA of Cloeon dipterum, 1712 nucleotides long. RefSeq names its product insulin-like growth factor-binding protein complex acid labile subunit. Gene Ontology annotation, molecular function: protein binding. The record is from RefSeq and is a predicted model, not a curated record. Bases 82 to 1470 code for a protein of 462 amino acids. Gene Ontology annotation, cellular component: extracellular matrix. NCBI's taxonomy places the organism in Eukaryota, Metazoa, Arthropoda, Insecta, Ephemeroptera, Baetidae. The transcript has 2 exons.